AAGGAAGGUUUAACAUGUAAAGGGGUCGCUGAAAGGCUGACACUCGGCAUCACCAGAGUACUUGAGAGUAUGCCCGGGGUGAUGGACGUGCGUUUUGUGGAGAGGGAGCCUGCAGAGAAGCGAUGCCUGCUGUCAUGGGAACAGACAUAUUUGCCCAUGGAAGAAGUGGUCAGAAAGUGACUUAAUGGACCCAGCCCAAAGGCCGGCAGAUGACGAUAUUGAGUUGUCAUCUUACAUUCAAAUGCAUUGUAUGCAGCCUGCAAAACAUCAGUAUCCCUCGUGGACCGGCAAUCAAGUUGCAGCAGCAGGCCUGACAACCUUUGAACAUACUGUAGCUUGGAGUGAGAUUGUGAAUGUCAUUGGCUCCACCCCAAGUCCGUGUUCUGACCAAAGCAAUUAAACAGAUAAUACAAUCCCCUGAACACAAGAUUAUAUAGUUCAAAUCUGCCCCUACACCCAACCCAAAUGAUAUUUCAAUGUAUCCCCCCUAGAAUCAGUUACACAGUUGGGUUCACAAUCUGUCUAGGCAAAGAUAUUGUUCAUAAUUAGACAAAUCAGGUCACCCUACCAAAAUGAUAUGCUAAUAAGGCUGACCUAAAAGAGGCAGAACUCAUGGUCUGAUAGUUUCAACCUGAUUGGCUAAACGUGAUACACAACAUCCGGGAUUAGCAUUUAGCUGAAAAUUGUGUUUCAUAAGGAAAGGACGCAUUUUCGGCCUUCUCGCCAUUAAAUAAAGUUGAGGAGGAAAUCGAAGCCUAUGCAGCCUGAAUGGAGAAUGUUGGUUCCAGUGGUUCAAAUGAAUGUUGGAACAUUGGGUGGUUUGGGUGGUUUAGGUUUAAUUUUCCAUCCUUUGUGGGCUGUGCUUGUCAAGCAGCAGAAGGGGGCAUUUGCCGAUGCAUUGUUAGCCGAUAGCUUGCAAAGUAAACAUCAGGCUAUCGGUAGAAACUUUGUACAGGUAUUGUAUUUCCGGCGCCGACAGAGAUGGCCGCCUCGCUUCGCGCUCCUAGGAAACUAUGCAGUUUUUUGUUUUUUUACGUGUUAUUUCUUACAUUAGUACCCCAGGUCAUCUUAGGUUUCAUUACAUACAGUCGAGAAGAACUACUGAAUAUAAGAUCAGCGUCAACUCACCAUCAGUACGACCAAGAAUAUGUUUUUCGCAACGCGGAUCCUGUGUUCUGCCUUACAAACAGGACAACGGAAGGGAUCCCUUGCAGCGACCCAAAAAAACGACUCCGAAAAAGAGGGAAACGAGGCGGUCUUCUGGUCAGACUCCGGAGACGGGCACACCGUGCACCACUCCCUAGCAUUCUUCUUGCCAAUGUCCAGUCUCUUGACAACAAGGUUGAUGAAAUCCAAGCAAGGGUAGCAUUCCAGAGGGACAUCAGAGACUAAUAUUCUUUGCUUCACGGAAACAUGGCUCACUGGAGAGACGCUUUCCGAGGAGGUGCAGCCAACGGGUUUCUCCACGCAUCGCGCAGACAGAAACAAACAUCUUUCUGGUAAGAAGAGGGGCGGGGGCGUAUGCCUUAUGGUUAACGAGACAUGGUGUGAUGAAAGAAACAUACAGGAACUCAAAUCCUUCUGUUCACCUGAUUUAGAAUUCCUCACAAUCAAAUGUAGACCGCAUUAUCUACCAAGAGAAUUCUCCUCGAUUAUAAUCACAGCCGUAUAUAUCCCCCCCCCAAGCAGACACAUCAAUGGCUCUGAACGAACUUUAUUUAACUCUUUGCUUUGCAAACUGGAAACUAUUUAUCCGGAGGCUGCAUUCAUUGUAGCUGGGGAUUUUAACAAGGCUAAUCUGAAAACAAGACUCCCUAAAUUUUAUCAGCAUAUCGAUUGCGCAACCAGGGGUGGAAAAACCUUGGAUCAUUGUUACUCUAACUUCCGCGACGCAUAUAAGGCCCUGGCCCGCCCCCCUUUCGUAAAAGCUGACCACGACUCCAUAUUGUUGAUCCCUGCCUACAGACAGAAACUAAAACAAGAGGCUCCCACGCUGAGGUCUGUCCAAUGCUGGUCCGACCAAUCUGACUCCACACUCCAAGACUGCUUCCAUCACGUGGACUGGGAGGGCAAGGUGUCUGGUAACAUGACCGAAUACAAACAGUGCAGCUAUUCCCUCCGCAAGGCUAUCAAACAAGCUAAGCGUCAGUACAGAGACAAAGUAGAAUCUCAAUUCAACGGCUCAGACACAAGAGGCAUGUGGCAGGGUCUACAGUCAAUCACGGACGACAAGAAGAAAUCCAGCCCAGUCACGGACCAGGAUGUCUUGCUCCCAGGCAGACUAAAUAACUUUUUUGCCCGCUUUGAGGACAAUACAGUGCCACUUACACGGCCUGCAACGGAAACAUGCAGUCUCUCCUUCACUGCAGCCGAGGUGAGUAAGACAUUUAAACGUGUUAACCCUCGCAAGGCUGCAGGCCCAGACGGCAUCCCCAGCCGAGCCCUCAGAGCAUGCGCAGACCAGCUGGCCGGUGUGUUUACGGACAUAUUCAAUCAAUCCCUAUACCAGUCUGCUGUCCCCACAUGCUUCAAAAGGGCCACCAUUGUUCCUGUUCCCAAGAAAGCUUCAUCAUGAAGUGCUUUGAGAGACUAGUCAAGGACCAUAUCACCCUACCUGACACCCUAGACCCACUCCAAUUUGCUUACCGCCCAAAUAGGUCCACAGACGAUGCAAUCUCAACCACACUGCACACUGCCCUAACCCAUCUGGACAAGAGGAAUACCUAUGUGAGAAUGCUGUUCAUCGACUACAGCUCGGCAUUCAACACCAUAGUACCCUCCAAGCUCGUCAACAAGCUCGAGACCCUGGGUCUCGACCCCGCCCUGUGCAACUGGGUACUGGACUUCCUGACGGGCCGCCCCCAGGUGGUGAGGGUAGGCAACAUCAUCUCCUCCCCGCUGAUCCUCAACACUGGGGCCCCACAAGGGUGCGUUCUGAGCCCUCUCCUGUACUCCCUGUUCACCCACGACUGCGUGGCCACGCACGCCUCCAACUCAAUCAUCAAGUUUGCGGACGACACAACAGUGGUAGGCUUGAUUACCAACAACGACGAGACGGCCUACAUGGAGGAGGUGAGGGCCCUCGGAGUGUGGUGUCAGGAAAAUAACCUCACACUCAACGUCAACAAAACUAAGUAGAUGAUUGUGGACUUCAGGAAACAGCAGAGGGAACACCCCCCUAUCCACAUCAAUGGAACAGUAGUGGAGAGGGUAGCAAGUUUUAAGUUCCUCGGCAUACACAUCACAGACAAACUGAAUUGGUCCACUCACACAGACAGCAUCGUGAAGAAGGCGCAGCAGCAAAGGAGGCUGAAGAAAUUUGGCUUGUCACCAAAAGCACUCACAAACUUCUACAGAUGCACAAUCGAGAGCAUCCUGGCGGGCUGUAUCACCGCCUGGUACGGCAACUGCUCCGCCCUCAACCGUAAGGCUCUCCAGAGGGUAGUGAAGUCUGCACAACGCAUCACUGGGGGCAAACUACCUGCCCUCCAGGACACCUACACCACCCGAUGUUACAGGAAGGCCAUAAAGAUCAUCAAGGACAUCAACCACCCGAGCCACUGCCUGUUCACCCCGCUAUCAUCCAGAAGGCGAGGUCAGUACAGAUGCAUCAAAGCUGGGACCGAGAGACUGAAAAACAGCUUCUAUCUCAAGGCCAUCAGACUGUCAAACAGCCACCACUAACAUUGAGUGGCUGCUGCCAACACACUGACACUGACUCAACUCCAGCCACUUUAAUAAUGGAAAUUGAUGGGAAAUGAUGUAAAUAUAUCACUAGCCACUUUAAACAAUGCUACCUUAUAUAAUGUUACUUACCCCACAUUAUUCAUCUCAUAUGCAUACGUAUAUACUGUACUCUAUACCAUCGACUGCAUCCUUAUGUAAUACAUGUAUCACUAGCCACUUUAACUAUGCCACUUUGUUUACAUACUCAUCUCAUAUGUAUAUACUGUACUCGAUACCAUCUACUGUAUCUUGCCUAUGCUGCUCCGUACCAUCACUCAUUCAUAUAUCCUUAUGUACAUAUUCUUUAUCCCCUUACACUGUGUAUAAGACAGUAGUUUUGGAAUUGUUAGUUAGAUUACUUGUUGGUUAUUACUGCAUUGUCGGAACUAGAAGCACAAGCAUUUCGCUACACUCGCAUUAACAUCUGCUAACCAUGUGUAUGUGACAAAUAAAAUUUGAUUUUGAUUUGAUUUGAUUUAAACAUAGCGGUAAGCAGACCUAAUGUACUUUUCUCCAACCAACGUAGGCCUACCUAGUGAAGUUAUUUAACUAUAUGUAACAGUAUAAGUUUAGACCAUCCCCUCGCGCGAACCAGGGAUCCUCUGCACACAUCAACAACUGACACCCACAAAGCAUCGUUACCCAUCGCUCCACAAAAGCCGCGGCACUUGCAGAGCAAGGGGAACUACUACUUCAAGGUCUCAGAGCAAGUGACGUCACCGAUUGAAACGCUAUUUAGCUCGCACCACCGCUAACUAAGCUAGCCGUCUCACAUCCGUUACAUAUAUCCCCUAUUCAACAUUGCUUUUAAAAGUGUAGUGUUUAAUCACAGUUGCUGCUGACAGACAUGAAACAGUGAUUUGAUGGGCCACGUUUCGUAUUAUGUUACGAAUUUCCAAAUGCACUAAAGGUUAUGACUUUGCCAAACGUAUGAUAUGUUACAAAUUCUAGCUAGGUGGCUAACGAUAGCUAGCUGGCUAACAUUACCUAGGCUAGGGGUUAGCAUCAAGAUUACAUUUAGGAGUUAGGUUAAAGGGUCUGGGGAAGGGUUAGGGGAAGGUUUAGAGCUAGGAGAAGGGUUAGCUAACAUACAAAGUAGUUGCAAAGUAGAUCAAAACUAAUAAAUUGUUGAAAAGUUGCUAAACUGUCAAAGACCAGACUGAAGCUACAACCUAGGCAGAUUUGUUUUUGAGUUUACGCACUUAAAAAAAAAAGAAGUGUUUUUUCUUACGAAAUUCUAAAAUAAUUUUACAAUGCUGUUUUGUAAGCCCUUAAAUUAUAUAACUCUCAACCAUUUCUAUUUUCCAGUGAUGAGAUGUCUCAUGGUAGGGUGUGCAAAAUGGGUCAAAUUUGAGCACAUUUAUCUCUUGAUUCAGUUCCAAAUAGUCACAUUUUGAUCACUUCUACAAUGGGCAAAUAUGUAUGGAAUGUUUUGUUCAAAUCAACAGGGGUGCUGUGAAAAAGUGAUUGAAUUUAAAUAGAUUUACCCGUCUGUGUUGACAUUUUUUGUG
Messenger RNA from Oncorhynchus keta (chum salmon), 5237 nucleotides. RefSeq names its product tubulin polyglutamylase complex subunit 2 (gene tpgs2). The record is from RefSeq and is a predicted model, not a curated record. The coding region runs from base 1529 to 2575 and encodes 348 amino acids. The transcript has 4 exons. Gene Ontology annotation, biological process: protein polyglutamylation. Lineage: Eukaryota; Metazoa; Chordata; Actinopteri; Salmoniformes; Salmonidae.